Messenger RNA from Harpegnathos saltator (Jerdon's jumping ant), 1882 nucleotides. RefSeq names its product Prolyl 3-hydroxylase sud1 (gene sud1). Gene Ontology annotation, cellular component: cytoplasm. The transcript has 3 exons. NCBI's taxonomy places the organism in Eukaryota, Metazoa, Arthropoda, Insecta, Hymenoptera, Formicidae. The record is from RefSeq and is a predicted model, not a curated record. The coding region runs from base 1107 to 1727 and encodes 206 amino acids. Gene Ontology annotation, biological process: regulation of translational termination; peptidyl-proline hydroxylation. Gene Ontology annotation, molecular function: peptidyl-proline dioxygenase activity; L-ascorbic acid binding; iron ion binding.
AAAAGAGAAAAUAAUCUCAAAUAUAGUAAACUCAACCCUGAUUGAUUAAAUUUCAAUCCAAUAUUUAAUCCGUAGUCUGACCACGGGCUUUAGAAUGCAUAAAAAACACGGUCGAUAAAUAUGAGAGUGAACCUUGGCCCGAUAAAUGUAUUGCGGCGUAUCAUGCGUCAUGUACCUACAUCUUGACACUUGCUUGGCAGAGUUUCCUACGAUUGUCAAGUUCAAGUGCGUAUGUAUGUGUGUAAAGUUUCGAGUCGUUUAAUCGCGUACGGUUGAAAAAUAUCGCUCCGCGAGGGUUGGACUCUACAUUAUUGCCCCGGGGCGCCGAGGACGCGUGUCACGUUCCUGCCCGCCUUCGAUCGAGCGGAUGUUUUCUGCAAGGCUAGUGCGCGUGAAUUCGUCGGUGCAGCGUAUUCUCGUAUAAACUAGAGUUGCCGAAGCACGAAAUGUCGAAGUACUCGCUUCUCUAGGUUCGGACAUCGUCGCGAUUUCGCGGGCACUACAUGUGCUGUGACCACCAGCCACGUGGGUCGUAUUCACCGAGGAGCGACGUGCACCGCUCGACGAACGCAUGCCGUCGUGUGACAUCGCGACAUCAUCGCUCUUCGUUCUCGACAUCGCUCUCGACACGACGGGACACCGCCGCAGGAAACAUCGCCGAAAACACCGCUUGGGACCCCUGUUGACGAGCCGACGAUUCAAGACUCGAGAGGUUAUUGCUUCAGAAACGGUACCAUAUGAAUUUCAUAUGCCUGAGAAUCGCGUAUUAUUUGCGAGAGCUGACAGAGAGGGAUAAUCACGGUGCUGUGCGUCGUGAGAGCCUUGUACCUUCUCGUCAAGGGGAUCAGCAACAUGUGCGUUCGGAACCACAGAGAAUCAAAUAUCCUUCAUAAUUCUUGCACGAGAGGGAAGGCAUUUAGCAACUGAGAGGAAGAUACUCAGUUGAGGUGGAAGAUUUCAGUUGAGUAGCUGAAUACGUUGGGACUGAGAGGAUUUUCACACAAGGGCGCAACGAUAGCGACAACACAAUGUCGACACUUUGAACUGAUGAUAGGUCUGCACUGGAUGAGAAGAAGAUUGAAGAUUGAGAUUGAAUUGAAGAAUAUAUGGAAUUUCCAGGUGAAGCGACUACAAAUAAUAGAUAUUAUAUAAGAAGAAGUAUGGCUGAUACAGACACAGAAUCGCAGACAAUGAAGCAUUCAUUGCUCUCAGAACAUGUAAUUUCCAACGACUUUCAAAAGAUAUUCUCGGAGCACUGGCACAGCUUCCGUGACUUCAAGAGCACUGAUAUCGAAGUUAUCUCGAAACCUUUCAGAAUCUGCAGAAUAUCGAACUUUUUAAGAAACAAGGAGUUCCUGGAGAAAGUGAAGGACGAGCUUUUAAACAUGGAAUUUAAGCGCAAGGUAAUCGAUCUCUACCAGUUCGAGCAGUCAGCUGAUCUGAACACCGUCGAGACCGAGUACGUGAGAAAGCUGCGUGACGGUUUCCGGGACGAUGUGACUAUGUGGAUGGAGCUGAACACAGACAUCACCCUAAACGGCAAGAUCUCUAUGUCGUGCUCCAUCUAUUUCGACACGGAUCAUUUGUUGUGCCACGACGAUAACCUGGAGGAUAGAAGAAUAGCUUUCAUACUGUACGUAAUGGACGAAUGGACAGUCGAGGACGGAGGUGCCCUGGACCUUUUCGACACGGACGAGAAUGGUUUCCCGGGGAAUGUGGCUUCCUGAGGCACGACAUAUACGAAGCGAUCUCGGCCGAUCUCACGUCGGAAGAUAUUCAUUGGCGAACAGUAGGCCCCGCGGAUGAACGGCGCUAUGAGAUAGCUGACGAGCAAACCUUGCCGCACCUUUUGAAAGAAUUUUAUAACAUGUUCAAAUCCAUU